Paraglomus brasilianum is the source of this 143-nucleotide messenger RNA. The record is from the annotation of a GenBank genome assembly. NCBI's taxonomy places the organism in Eukaryota, Fungi, Glomeromycota, Glomeromycetes, Paraglomerales, Paraglomeraceae.
UAUCUAAAAGGGGCGGAAAGCAAGCUGGACAAAGACGAAAUCAAGUGGUGGCGCGUCAGGCGCAAGUGGCCAAGUUGGAGAAUGCGCUGUUGGCAACCGUUCCGGCAGAUACUUUGACCGGCAUUGGGGACAACUUUAAAUAA